CUGAGUAUUGCUGUGUGCGUUGGAUUUUUUGCUGCCUGGAGCCCUUAUGCCAUCAUUGCCAUGUGGGUAGCUUUUGGAUCAAUAGAUAAGAUUCCUCCAUUAGCCUUUGCUGUGCCAGCUGUCUUUGCAAAGUCAUCCACACUCUACAAUCCAGUUAUCUGUCUCCUCCUGAAGCCCAAUUUCCGAAACACCAUUGCCAAAGAUUUCACAGUUCUUCAGCAGUUAUGCAUCAGGAGCUGUUUUUGUGUCAAGGCACCACAGAACUACAGAUCAACUUUGAACACCAGCCUGAGAACAUUUCAGGGCAAAAGUGAACCCAGCUCUAAUUCUCAGCCAGUUGUGGAAGAAUGCUCUUAUUUGCGCCGUGAAAAGCGCAGUGAUACUUCUAAAUGCUUUCAAAGCUAUCCAAAAUGCUGCCAGGACAGGCAAAGUGCUAUUGAAUGUCCUCAAGAAACUGUGUCCUUGGAGAGCAAACUCCAAGCAAAAGCAAGACAGGGCAGCAGGAGGUCAGUAAAUGCGACUGUGCAGGGAGAAAAAAGCACUGAAAUUGAUACCUUGGAAAUCACCUUAGAAGCAGUACCUGUGCAUCGUACGCUUACAGGCCUCUAG
Pterocles gutturalis (yellow-throated sandgrouse) is the source of this 609-nucleotide messenger RNA. RefSeq names its product melanopsin-like. The annotation marks the transcript as partial. The record is from RefSeq and is a predicted model, not a curated record. The transcript has a single exon. NCBI's taxonomy places the organism in Eukaryota, Metazoa, Chordata, Aves, Pterocliformes, Pteroclidae.